AUGUCGUCAACCGAGCUUCCUUCCUCCGCCUCUAGCUCGAGAUCCGCAUCUCGCUCUCGACAAUCGAACUCUCAGAUUCAUCAAUCAGCUGCAUCCUACUUCUCCUACCCCGUCACACAUGUCGUAUCAGGCCUCUACCGUCGUCUGACCGAUCCACCGGCCUCGAAACCCAAGAACAACAUGAACCGCAAUCAACACUCGAUGACCUCCCCAAACGGCUCCACCGCAUCAUCCCAGAUCUUUACCCCUGUUCGAACCGCAUCACCAUUCCAACCCCCACCGCUCACCCCCCUCACCCUCACCGGCGACCUCUCCAACCUCCAAGAACAGCUCCUAACUCGUGCCCUGGCCGAGGAAAUCCGGCUGCUAGUCCCAGCCCGCUUGCAACUCGUCGACACCUGGCGUCUAGCCUAUAGCCUGGACCGGGACGGUGCCUCGCUCGCCACCCUCUAUGAAAACUGUCGAGAAAUGUCUCACCGCAGCCCGCGGGCGGGCUACGUCCUCAUCGUCCGCGACGCCUCUCCGUCCGGCGCCGUGUUCGGAGCUUACAUGACCGACCCCCCGCAUCCAGAUUCUCAUUAUUACGGUACGGGUGAAUGCUUCCUCUGGCGCGCGAGCGUUCUCGCUCCUCCCACGAACCUGAACCUGCCCCGCGACGGGCCCCCAUCGGAGGCCAUGCUCGAACUCGCCGGUCUGCCACCCCCGCCUAGCGCUGAUACCACACAUGCUGGUCGAUCCACGACUCUACGGGCGAGAGAUGCUAAGCUGGCUCCUCCGCCCACGAGUGGACUUCCUAGCGGUGCUAGUACUCCUGAGAGGAUCCGAUUUAAGGCCUUCCCUUACAGCGGCGUGAAUGAUUAUAUGAUGUUCUGUGAAACGGGAUUUCUUAGUUUGGGCGGAGGAGAUGGUCAUUAUGGUCUGUGGAUUGACUCGAGUCUUGAAAAAGGUGUAAGUGCCGGGUGCCAGACAUUCGGCAACGAACCCUUGUCAGAUGAGGGCGUCAAGUUCGAUAUCCUGAGCGUCGAAGUAUGGUAUGUUGGUGCCUGA
This is a messenger RNA of Aspergillus pseudotamarii, 1047 nucleotides long. RefSeq names its product putative oxidative stress response protein Oxr1. Gene Ontology annotation, biological process: response to oxidative stress. Gene Ontology annotation, cellular component: nucleus. The coding region runs from base 1 to 1047 and encodes 348 amino acids. The record is from RefSeq and is a predicted model, not a curated record. NCBI's taxonomy places the organism in Eukaryota, Fungi, Ascomycota, Eurotiomycetes, Eurotiales, Aspergillaceae. The transcript is spliced from 2 exons.